This is a messenger RNA of Penicillium verhagenii, 2139 nucleotides long. Its product is annotated as putative G-patch domain protein. The transcript is spliced from 7 exons. Gene Ontology annotation, cellular component: nucleus. NCBI's taxonomy places the organism in Eukaryota, Fungi, Ascomycota, Eurotiomycetes, Eurotiales, Aspergillaceae. Gene Ontology annotation, biological process: mRNA splicing, via spliceosome. The record is from RefSeq and is a predicted model, not a curated record. Bases 1 to 2139 code for a protein of 712 amino acids. Gene Ontology annotation, molecular function: RNA binding.
AUGGCGCAUCCCUAUGGAGAUGAGAGCAGGGGCUAUACUGGCCCACCUGCCCGGUCUUAUGUAAAUCGGAAUGAACACGACGAAGAACGAGAUGGUCGGAUGUACGAUGACUACUCGCGAUCGCGAUCGCCUGGUGAUCGCUCUCGCAACCGCCGUCCCGAACACCCCACCGACCAAGACACCAUGGCACCCUACAGGAACCAAGGCCAACAUUGGCGCGGAUCCUCCCGAUCUCCUCCUAGACGAGGAAGACAGUCAUACCGGGAUCGGGAUCGAGAAGGUUACGAAUCGCCUGACUACAACCGCAACCGCAACCGAGACUUGGACUAUAGUCGCAGCCGCAGUCCACAAAGCCAGCCUCACUUUGGCCAGGAAAGCCGUGAGAUCAUGAUGGAGGGCUUCCCUGUCGAUAUGACGGAAGAUGACAUCGCAGCUGAGCUUCGUGAUGCAUACCAUAUUCCUCAACUUGACGACGUUCGAGUAAUUCGAGACCGACAGACAAAGGCUUCCAGACAACUUGGCUUUCUGCGAUUUCAUAGCAUCGAUGACUCUAGGGAAUUCUUAGAGCGAAACCACCCAUUCAUUUACCUCUAUGGCCCUUCCGCUGAAAAGAGCACCAAAGUUCGCAUCGCGUAUAGCCGGGAGAGAGAAGACCGAGUUCGCGCGAAAGCUGAAGGUGACUGGACUUGCCGGAUGUGUGCAGUUUUGAAUUUCUCUACCCGCAUGAAAUGUUUCAGAUGCAAUGCGCCUCGGCCAGAACUACCACCUGCCGGUGCUCCUGGAGUCCCUGUACAGAGACCCUUGAAUAAUGGUGAUAAUGACGCAGCUCCUGAAAACCAGCCCUCGCAAUUCUUGCUUUUGCGGGGAUUGGAGUCUUCUGUCACCGAGGAGAUUCUUGCGAAGGGUGUUGCGAAAUUAUACCGUCCGACUCCCGGAAAUGACGGUGGUCCAGGAAAUCAAAAGAAGGGAGCUAAAGUGGCAUCAACAACUGGAGAUGCUAACUUAGGUGCGCGCGAGGGCUCUAUUCGUCGUGUCUUGCUCGUCCGUGACCGUAAAACAAAUGAAAGCUGGCGUUAUGGAUUUGCUGAAUUUGCAAACGUGAUGGAAGCGCAAGCUGCUGUUACUCGGUUUACUUCGUUCAACAAGUUUACCAUCUCUUCUCGACCGGUCAUGAUCACCUAUAUCCACGCAGGUGUUUUUGUCCCAGUAUUGGACCCGACAGCCGCCAUGAGCGGGUUCACUUUCAGUCCCUUGAACAAUCCUAGCCUGAAGCUCAUGUAUUGGGACGACAACGCGUUCGUGACUGAACUCAAAACUUCAAGCGAAGAAUCCGGCCCCAGCCGAACGAGAAAUGAAAAGUCCACUGGAAACCAAGAGGGUUCCAAGGCUAAUAAAGAGGCCGAAAAAUCCAAGAAGCGAAAGGCUGAAGCUGCAGAUGUGGAGAAAGUGAAGAAGCUCGCCAUGCCAAGCCAACUCCAAUUUUGGAGUAACCGUCAUGCUGAACUCCAUGGCGUUUCCCAGGAUAGCGAUAGGGCCCUUCCCGAUGGGAGUUUGGAACACGGCGGUAUUCUUGAAUCCGAAGGUCCACCUUCUCAAUCAUACGCUGAUCUGAACCGAAACUGUUGCUACCUAUGCAUGAGGCAAUUCAAAUCAGCGGCCAAUGUUAACCGGCACGAACGGCUCAGUGAGCUUCACCGGACUAACCUCCAAGACGAGGCACUAAAAGCGCGCGGCAUGCGAAAGUUAAUAAAACACGGAAUCAUGCAAGCUGGUGCGGAAUAUCGGGAUCGUGCAAGGGAACGCCGAAAGGCUUUCGGUCCAGGAAAGACUGGCUCUCAACCGAAACCAGCUGCACCGAAGGAAGAAGAAGAGGUCCCGGUACAGUCCACUUCUAAGGGUGCCUCUCUUCUUAGCAAGAUGGGUUGGUCUGAGGGCUCCGGUCUUGGCGCGCAAGGAACUGGACUUACGGCCCCGAUCGCUACCGAGGUCUACGCACAGGGUGUUGGGCUGGGAGCACAGGGCAGCAAGUUGGGAGAUGCAGUUGAAGAAGCAGGACGGAAUACUCGAGGCCGCUACGACGAGUUUCUUGAGAAGACCAAGGAGACUGCUCGUCAACGAUAUGACCAGAUGAACAAGUGA